Molecule: messenger RNA, 918 nt
Organism: Aureobasidium subglaciale EXF-2481
Lineage: Eukaryota; Fungi; Ascomycota; Dothideomycetes; Dothideales; Saccotheciaceae
Exons: 1
Coding region: 150-611 (153 amino acids)
Source: RefSeq, a predicted model, not a curated record
CUGACAUACGUUCAACAAGUGGCUGCUCAACGGAGACAAAGAUUCAGCUGACAAGGAAGGCGCGUUGUUGAAGCGGCCCAUCUCCAUCAAGCUCUCUCCUAACUGGCGUUCGCUUCCGUGAAGGAAAUGCUCCUCUUCACACCUCCAAGAUGAACACGACUACGAUCAUGAGAAUUGGCAGCAGUCACGGUUCCCAAGAUGCUCCAUGUGCCCGCUUUCUUUGCUGCUUCUUGUUCAACGUGAGCUGUGAACCCCGCCCUCAAGUCUUGAAACGACGGAGGCGCAAUCCUUCCUUGAUAGAAACAAUCUCACUAAGCCUAGUGGCACCGACGAUGAUCGUUGACAGAAAUAAUCUCAUUGAGCCUGGCGGAACCGACGACAAGGAGCUGCUCCACAGCGACGGCCACGCUGCUGUGACCCUCAGACCAGAAGUAGAGCUCAGAGUCGGUAAAGAUCAUGGCACCGUAGGUAGCUCUACCGCCGAUCUCGUUGCAAGUGACAAGGAUUUUGGGUCCCUUCUCAUCAGGGUGAGUGAUAGAAAAGUUGUCUGGGCAUAUGUCAGAUUCAAGUACGCCAUCAUCGAUUCUUCAAGACACAUAUUAAGGAUCUGAGCCUUAAGCUCUGAGAAGGUAGGACUGCAUGUCAGUGAAAGCGAGAUUCUGCUUGUCUUGUGAGUGAAAGAAGUAUCGCGUUGGAAAUGAUAGUCACUUCCAACCCAGUCUUUCAGAGACAAGCUUCCUGGUACUUACUACCAUUGUACCCUUGACAUGUAAAUGUGCAGGAUAAUCAUCAAACCAAAAAUAAGCUUUUAUCUGAUUGAUGCCGCUCGGCGUUAUGAGACCUACACUAAGGGCAAAUGACUCGCACAGACUCCCUCACAAUUCUUGCUUUAAGCAUGCUCAUUCAGUCCUCGGAUGU